Messenger RNA from Perognathus longimembris pacificus (Pacific pocket mouse), 783 nucleotides. Its product is annotated as rho-related BTB domain-containing protein 3-like. Gene Ontology annotation, cellular component: cytoplasm. The transcript has 2 exons. Gene Ontology annotation, molecular function: ubiquitin protein ligase binding. Bases 320 to 676 code for a protein of 118 amino acids. NCBI's taxonomy places the organism in Eukaryota, Metazoa, Chordata, Mammalia, Rodentia, Heteromyidae. Gene Ontology annotation, biological process: proteasome-mediated ubiquitin-dependent protein catabolic process; regulation of proteolysis. The record is from RefSeq and is a predicted model, not a curated record.
AUGCUUAAAUCAUUGGGAAGGUGUGUUUCCUGUUAUAGUCUACCACAGUGAAAACAAAACAAGCCUGGGGACUAAAGCCAAGAAAGCAAAAUCGCAGGGACUGGGAUUAGCUAACAGUGUAGUGAGUUUAUACCUGUGCAUUGAUUAAGGGUAGUUACAGAAUCACCUUCUGGUGAAUUGAAAGAAAAAAGAAGACUUCCUUCCAAGCUGGAAGCUUCCUAGAUUCUUGUACAGUGGAGUCAUAGUUUGGAGUGGGGACUGCCUCGAGGCCUUUCCUGGGAACUGUAGUCUACACUGGCUAACACCUUUCUUGUUGGGGAUGUGCUUUCUGUGGUCAUCAGAGCAGUCGUUCAUCACGUUUGUGUCUCUUAUUUCCCUUCUCGCAUCAGCUGGCAUCUUCCAGGCCAUGUGUCUCCUGAUCUGUGCUGAGAUGUACCAAGUGUCCAGGCUGCAGCACAUCUGUGAGCUGUUCAUCAUCACGCAGCUGCAGAGUACGCCCAGCCGGGAGCUCGCCUCCAUGAGCCUCGACAUCGUCGACCUACUCAAGAAAGCCAAGUUUCACCACUCUGAUUGCUUCUCCACCUGGCUACUUCAUUUCAUUGCCACUAACUACCUCAUCUUCAGUCAAAAGCCUGAAUUUCAGGACCUUUCAGGUAGAUCACCAAUUUCACUUUGAGAAGAAAGCUUCUGGGGGGAGGGGCGGGGCUGUGCCCAGCUCAAGUGGUAGAGCAGAAGCCUGGAUUCCAUUUCUAAUAGCAAAAAGUAAAUACGUGUAGUCUUUGU